This is a messenger RNA of Belonocnema kinseyi, 534 nucleotides long. RefSeq lists its product as uncharacterized. NCBI's taxonomy places the organism in Eukaryota, Metazoa, Arthropoda, Insecta, Hymenoptera, Cynipidae. The record is from RefSeq and is a predicted model, not a curated record. The transcript has a single exon. The coding region runs from base 1 to 534 and encodes 177 amino acids.
AUGAAUGUUGAGAGAUCACUUCAUCUCGUUGGUGUUAAAUUGUCCAAGGCAAUGAUUGAAGCACAUGAAAAAGGACUGGUCGAUUCUGAGACGCUUUUAGAAUCAGCAGAAUGCAUUUUAGUAAUUAAUCGUUUAACUGAUGCCGCCGACAGCAAUAAAACUCGAGAUAUAAAUCCGUUAAAGAGUGCCUUGUCUACUGAAAAUGUAGAAUCCAGAGCGGUUUUAGAAGAUUUUCUGUCGUGGGCUCCAACUUUAAAAGUCCUGGGUAAAAAUGAUUGCAUGAAAACCUUGCAUUGCUUUAAUGGUUUAGAAAUGACAAUUCGCGGUCUUUUGGAACUGUACGAUAAUGUGUCUUGGAAACUGCCAAGUUUUCAAUUGUGCACAAGGCUGUGCACGACAGAUUCCAUAGAGAUGCUCUUUGCACGAUUCCGAGCAAGAGGAGGCUUCAAUCCCAAUCCCACGUGUUACAUGCUUCAAUUGAUAAUUCGUCAUAUGCUUUCAGUGAAACAGCAUCGCAUCUUCUCGAAGAGCUAA